AGUUAAAUCGCAUCAUAGCAUUGAUCCAGUCUUCGCUCUAAAGGCCACAGGGUCGCCCUCGCUUCUUUUCCUCUCCGAGCUAGGGUUUUAGGCUUUUGUUCUCGCGGCGGUCUUCCUCGGUUCCUUUGAAAGGAUGGUGCGAGUCAGUGUCUUGAAUGAUGCUCUUAAGAGCAUGUACAAUGCCGAGAAACGUGGAAAGCGCCAGGUGAUGAUUAGACCCUCCUCCAAAGUGAUCAUCAAGUUCCUUCUGGUCAUGCAGAAGCAUGGAUAUAUUGGUGAGUUUGAAUAUGUAGAUGACCACCGAGCCGGUAAAAUAGUGGUUGAAUUGAAUGGGAGAUUGAACAAAUGUGGUGUUAUUAGUCCUCGCUUUGAUGUGGGUGUUAAAGAAAUUGAACCCUGGACUGCAAGACUGCUUCCUUCUCGACAGUUUGGUUACAUCGUGCUGACAACAUCUGCGGGCAUUAUGGACCAUGAAGAAGCUAGGAGGAAGAAUGUCGGUGGCAAAGUGCUUGGCUUUUUUUACUAGAUGUGGCUUCCGCCAGACAAGCAGGAACGGAUUGUAGCAAUCUUAUUUUUUUUAAUAUUAAGGAAUUUUAAGGAAUUUUGGAACUAUGUAGCUGUUGUUUGCCGUUUGGUUUUCUGACGUUUAAGUUUGAUGUUGAAUGCCGUAGGUGUUUGCGAGACCUUUAUUUUUGAAGAUACAACCUUGAUUUCUGCUUCACUAGUUAAUCCACAACAAUUAUUUUCUUA
This is a messenger RNA of Elaeis guineensis (African oil palm), 750 nucleotides long. Its product is annotated as small ribosomal subunit protein uS8. Lineage: Eukaryota; Viridiplantae; Streptophyta; Magnoliopsida; Arecales; Arecaceae. Gene Ontology annotation, cellular component: ribosome. Gene Ontology annotation, biological process: translation. The record is from RefSeq and is a predicted model, not a curated record. Gene Ontology annotation, molecular function: structural constituent of ribosome.